AUGCCUUAUCGCAUGUUCAUGCAUAAGCAACUUUUAUCGGCACUUGUAGGGUUGUUUCAUCCUAGAGACAUCGCUAAUGCUGGAAAGUUCUUUAGUUCCUCGACUGCUUAUCGACGGUUAGAUAUUUCAGGAAUAUAUCCUCCAAUUCCUACACCUUUCAAUGAAGAUGAAAGUAUCGCAUAUGAUAAGCUGGAAUUCAACAUGAAAAAAUGGAACAAAAUCCCAUUCAAAGGAUAUGUUGUUCAAGGCUCAACUGGAGAAUGUUGUUUUCUGAAUAUGGAUGAACGAAUACAAGUGGUGAAAGAAGUGGUUAGACUUGCUGGCCCAGACAAAUUGGUCAUAGCAGGGUCUGGAUGUGAAUCUACAAGAGAAACAAUAUGGUUGUCUCAGAAAGUGGCAGAAGUUGGAGCUAAAGCUGUCAUGGUUGUUAACCCAUACUAUUUCAAAACUAAUAUGAACCAGGCAGCAUUUCUUGCUCACUAUACAAAGGUCGCAGAUCAGAGUCCAAUCCCCAUUAUUUUAUACAAUAUUCCAAGCAACACUGGAAUUGACAUUCCACCUGAAGUUGUCAUCAAACUAGCAAAGCAUCCAAACAUCAUUGGAAUGAAGGACAGUGGUGGUGAUAUUGUACGUAUAGCUGCUCUUGUGUUUGCCACUGCCUCUGAUGAUUUCCAGAUUUUAUCGGGUUCGGCAGGGUUUCUCUUGCCAGCGUAUGCUGUUGGCUGUGUUGGUGGUAUAUGUGGACUGGCAAACAUGCUUGGUGAAGAAGUUUGCAAACUGUCAGAGUUAUCAAAGUCUUCAGAUAUAAAAGCAGCCAGAGAACUUCAGCUGAGAAUUGUUGGACCAAAUGCUUGUGUUACCCGGCGUUUUGGGGUGCCAGGGAUGAAAGCUUCAAUGGACUGGUUUGGCUACUAUGGUGGACCUCUUCGGUCACCACUUUUGUCUCUUUCAUCCAGUGAAGAAGAGGUAGUUAAACAGGCCUUCCAAAAGUCUAAUUUUCUGUAA
Candidula unifasciata is the source of this 1005-nucleotide messenger RNA. The record is from the annotation of a GenBank genome assembly. Lineage: Eukaryota; Metazoa; Mollusca; Gastropoda; Stylommatophora; Geomitridae.